GCAGCGCAUGCACGCGCAGCGAUGAAGAGCUCGCCGUGCCUUGCAGCAUCGGGGUUUCCAUCGACAAUGGAUCGACAAACCGUUCGAAUCCGGGGAAGAUUUGCGCUUACAGCCGUCGUCGACGACGCCCUAUGAGUUGCCAUCCAUGACGUACGCCGCGGUCGCACGCUUCAUCCCUCAGCGCUCGCGGGGUUUUGCCGACCUGUCACCCACCCUUUUGCCCGUCGUUUUCCCGUCCCCUGCGACGAGAUUUUGAGGUUCGGGUGCACGGAUAAUGCAUUGCGAAUUUGCGUGAUGUCGCACGGCUCUUUCACGUGCUGGCUACCUUCCGCCUGACCGAUGUCGGCCAGCAGCAUGGGUUGAUCUUCGGCACCCCCGUUGAAAUUUUGGCGCUCGGAGUGAGUUAGUUACAGGGCCGCUUUAUUUCUAUCUUGGAAAAGCUUCGGGAUUGGGCUCCCGGGCUCCGCUGGGGAUCAUUAAUGACGCGCGGAAUCUUCUCAGAUUUCUGGAGUCGUAGCCGUUAUUUGAAUUCCGUCCGACGCGAAUUUCUAUUUCUUCUUUGAACUUUAGGUUUUCCGGGGCGCUCAGUCGAGGUGGGUGACAGUAUGCGCGGAAUUAUGUGCGCAUGUUGGCAGAGUGUUCCUUGCGCGAGCGACAAAGUUUCCGAACGCUUUCCGCGCGCCUCGUAGUUCGUCCGGAGGAUUUCUCGAGCCAGGCCUCGAGGAUUGAUGAGAUAAUUUCCGGACGAAGGCUGGAUGGUCAUGCAAUUAGGGGUUUAACGGGGAGGAAGUGGUGCAACAUCCGCUGUGUCAUUCCUGAAGGUCUUGAUUAUUUGUGACGGAAAAAUUAUGGCAGCUGUUUCAGACUCUUGCGGGAGCUCGAGUUUGUGAGAGAUAACAUGACUGCAGUAUCGAUGCACAUGCCGAGCAUGGCUCCUCCAGGCCCUCCUCCUUCGCAAGCUCUAAGACCUGCGAGUCCAGGGAAUGCGUAUCAACAUCCAGCACUUUCUGGUCCCAACCACAUGCAGACGGUUGCGGCUUCCGGUGUUGGACAAGGGUCUGCCUCCAAUCUCUCCCUUGCCCUUCCGCUCUCAAACAAUCAAGGCGCUUCGAAUGUCUUGAUGAAUUCUUCGAACUCGACUGCAAUGACGAACUCCUCCGACGGCUCAAUGUCCCUCACAAGAGUAAAACUUGCCGACAUGCUUCCUGAAGACGGAGCUCCAUCUGGGGUGUAUACCCGCACUGUUGAGAAUCUUUCAACUUCUCUCGUCAGGCAUAAUGCAGCAGUUAUCGAGCUGAACGGGGAAGAUGCAGCGCUUGUUCGGUGUGCUUUGGAGUCCGCCAAGUUGUACUUUCGAAGCAGGGGUGGAUCUGGAGGACAGGUUCAAUCAUGGGGUGGGCCCGAUUGGACAAAGUCCAGUGGAUAUGUCGCUGCACCAUCUCGAGAUCUUUAUCUGUAUCGAGCAGGCAAUACGGGCAGAUCUAACUUUGACGACGUCGAGCCUCCACCGCCAGUUAUGCCGGAAGUCUUUCGAUGUCUUGGAAAAGCUUCGAGAGCAUCUCUCAGUGCGAUCGCCCGGCAGCUUCGUCUUCGCGGCGAUGUGUUUGGAUCCAUGUUGGACGACUCCCCGUUGCCAUCGGGAGAAGUAUCGUCCUCUGUUCUCACAGCGACGUCAUUUCAUCCCACCGGAGGGAGCGGAAAGUCGGUCAUCCCCGCAGACGCAAGUAUGGGUCAGGAAGUGGAGAAGGGAUUGCUCAUGCUAAUUGCUACCGAUACCCCUGGUUUGCAGGUGUGUGAUCCAACUGGACGCUGGUUCCUGGCAGACAACGGAGUGGGUCCAGGAGAUCUGAUCCUACUCACAGGGAAAGCGCUUCAGCAAGCGACUGCUGGAAUCAGAAAAGCUUCUACUUAUCGUGUGGUUCCCCUUCCUCCGAAUCACGCUCCAGGUUCUGCAGGGAGGACUUCACUUGCCUUCCGGUUGAUGCCACGCAGUAAUGCAACAAUCGAUUGCACUCCAAUGCAAGAAGCCGGACAUUCUGUAGCUGAUAGCUACGUACCCAUAUUAGUUUCAACAUUUAUGGACAACCUGUCGGCGGCGGAAGCUCUCAACAGCAAUGGGUCUGAAAAUAGUCUUGAAACAAUGAAUGCAAGUUCAGAGCCGUCUCUGAGAUCCUGCUUAACUGAUCCUAUCAGUGGUCAGUUCUUGGAGGAUGCCAUGGUCGCUCAGUGUGGGCAUACUUAUGGAGGGCUGACACUGAAGAGAGUCUACGAAACACUAACAUGUAAUUCAUGUAAUGCAACGGUGGAAGGGAGUUCCCUGAUUCCUAAUAUUGCCCUAAGAGAAGCUGCCAAGGCUUACAAGCGCGAAUUGCAGUUUAGAAAUCCGGCUUCGUUGAAGAACGUUAAGCGGAGGAGAGAAUUUGUGGAUCAAGCAGAUCAAGCCAGAUCAAAAAGGCCGAACAAGGACCAUCCUAGUUCACCAACAGAGAAGGAAAAUGUUCCCCGCGUUGGGGGUGGGAAAGGGGUACAAUAUCCUUUUUCUGUCAACGAGAAAGUAAUGAUUAAGGGAAACAAGAGGACGCCGGAAAAGUUCGUCGGAAGGGAGGCACACAUAACUUCCCAAUGCUUAAAUGGAUGGUACUUAUUGAAAACGCUAGAUAAUGGUGAAAGUGUCCGCCUCCAGUAUCGAUCGCUGCAGAAGACAACUGGCGAUCAUAAUGGCGUGAUUGAGGAGAGUAGAGUGCACGGAACACACCACGCCUACCACGUAAGCAGGGUCACUGUAUUUUAGUACAGCAGCGAGGCCUCGAAUUAUUGAAGAUGGGUUCAUCUCGACAUGACCUCGACCAUAUCGUGCACAAGAACGUGUGUGGGAAAAUUUUGGGGUGGGUUUCCUCACUUGUAGAGAUGAGAAGACGUGUUUGGGCAGGGUCCGUUUUGUGGGAGAACGCUUGGAAAGGAGAGUCUUCACUAGCACGCCAAACUUUGUGUGCCAGUUGCUUUGGCUUUUGUGAAAAUGUCACCAAAGAAGAUUGGGAAAAAUGCUUAGGGAGAAAGAAAGUCUUCAAUGGUCGGGAUAGUGAUGGUCAUGGAUAAAUGAGUACACCAGAAUGAUUAUUCGAAGUUUACGGUUUGGAUUGUGUGAUAAGUGGGAGUUGAGUUUUCGCACUUAAGAAUGAUGGUACGAGUCUAAAUGUCCGCACACUCGCGUCAUAUUCAUACAGUUCCACGGUUCUGCACUGUGCGAUGCAUCUUCGUAAUACUGUGAUUGCUAGUGGCAGUCUUUCACGCGAUGCGUUGGUUCAGCGCUGUCCGUCAUGGCUAGUCUGAUGUGGCAGCUGUGAAGCCACGCAUGUCUAGCAAGUCAGUUCUUUUCUUCCUCAUUCGACUUGUGAUACCCGUCUGGAGUUCGAGAUUCCGUCGGCAGCGAUCAGUGGCAUGCAAUGACACACAGAAAAGGUUGUUUUUUCCUUUUCGUUCUUU
Molecule: messenger RNA, 3483 nt
Organism: Marchantia polymorpha subsp. ruderalis
Lineage: Eukaryota; Viridiplantae; Streptophyta; Marchantiopsida; Marchantiales; Marchantiaceae
Source: the annotation of a GenBank genome assembly